This is a messenger RNA of Seminavis robusta, 633 nucleotides long. NCBI's taxonomy places the organism in Eukaryota, Bacillariophyta, Bacillariophyceae, Naviculales, Naviculaceae. The record is from the annotation of a GenBank genome assembly.
AUGACAUCCCUAUCGCUCUUCCUCUUGUCUACUGUCGUCUGUUUUGGGACGACAGCACCGUUCUGCCCUCGGCAUGCGGUUGCUCUUGUCCCACGCUUCCGGUCAUCAAGGCAACACGGUCCUUUACUCGCAAGGCACCCCCAGCAGCAAUGGUCGCCACGAACAGAACUGGACAAGAAGGCGAGACAUCAUAAAAAGGAACGAGGACCGCCACCAUCGGAACUGGACAGAAAGAUACUGGACCUUGCAAAUAACAGAAGGAUUCAAGAUGCCAUUCAAGCUAUGCAGAACAGCUUCAGCGAAGACUCAGCAGCCAAACUACAGUUGAAUACAUUCCAUGCGUUGCUAAAGGCGUGUUCACUUUCUAGACAGCAAGAUGCUGGCUUCAUGGCAAACUCUGUUAUUGCCUGUAUGGAAAGUUUCUCCAAUGCUGGACGUACUGAUAGGAAGCCACAUCUGGGAUCGUACUCGAUGGGAAUCAAUGCAUGGGCAAAGUCAAGACAUCCUGACUCUGGUAAAUGGGCUGAAAUGAUUCUCGAUGACAUGAAGGGAACCAUUACACCAGAUGUUGUAAGCUACAGUAACAUCAUGGAUGCCUGCAUGGGCAAAACUGGGGAAUCCCCAAGCUGUUGA